UUACUAUACAAGAGUUGACACCCGCAACGUCGGCGUCUGGUCAUAGCGGUGACAACAGCAACUGCAACGCACGGAUGGAGCUCGCGAAUGCCAUCGCUGACGCCUGUCUGCCAGUGGCGGAUUCCGCGAGUGAUGCGUGUCAAUUAUUGCGAGAGUUCUUGUCCGCUGCUCUCCGUGCCGCAAAUGGUUCGUCAUCUUCCUCAUCCUCGUUAUUGGGACCUCAAGACGGUGGUGAGGGCAGGAUGGCCACACGAUUGUUAGGUCCGCUGCGAACACUGCGGACGGCAUUUGUGCGAUUUUCAACUAGCCUUCUUCCGCGGCUUUUGUUUCUUGUGCCGCCGAUGAUGCGGGUUGUCAUGCGUGCUGCCUGUAGCGCCGAUAGCGUCAAUUGGGGUGAGGCGUCGCUGCUGGCAGCUGACGUUCUUUCAGUGCUUCUCGCUUCGCAGGCCGCCGCGUCGUUGAAGACCGGCCUGCGAUUUCUCUCGGAUGCCGUGCUGAUGGUGCCGCGGCUUCUCUUCUCCCUUCGUGGCAAGGCGGACAGUGCAAUGCUGGACCGUGUCGCGUAUGCCUUCUUGCAGCCGCUGUGGAGGGUAGCGAGCGGCGGGCAUCCGCUGCUGCAAUGCCCCGCCACAUCCACCGACGACGCGGCAACGCAACUUCGUUUGUCGUUGCCGUCACUCUUUGAGCUCCGUGUGCCGGACGAUGAGGCACCCGGGGCGUAUGUGACGGUGGACGGUGUGUUGUCCCGCUGCACGGAACGCACGAGGGAGUUGGGGGCGCAUCUGCUCUUCUACCUGUGCGGCGAGGCACCGUGCACGGGGGCGGCACCGCCUGCACACACGACUCUCGCCAGCACACUCUUUCAACGUUAA
Molecule: messenger RNA, 872 nt
Organism: Trypanosoma cruzi
Lineage: Eukaryota; Euglenozoa; Kinetoplastea; Trypanosomatida; Trypanosomatidae
Exons: 1
Source: RefSeq, a predicted model, not a curated record